This is a messenger RNA of Acanthosepion pharaonis, 858 nucleotides long. NCBI's taxonomy places the organism in Eukaryota, Metazoa, Mollusca, Cephalopoda, Sepiida, Sepiidae. The record is from the annotation of a GenBank genome assembly.
AUGAUAACUCCCCACUCCCACCGGAAGCCGACGACGUCUUCGACCACGCAACUCUUCUGUUUAUACCACUUUUGCUCCUAUCUAUCUAUCUAUCUAUCUAUCUAUCUAUCUAUCUUAGUCUCUUCAUCUAUCUAUCUAUCUAUCUAUCUAUCUAUCUAUCUAUCUCAUAUCUAUCUAUCUAUCUAUCUAUCUAUCUUAGCCUCUUCAUCUAUCUAUCUAUCUAUCUCAUAUGUCUAUAUCUAUCUAUCUAUCUAUCUAUCUAUCUAUCUUAGUAUGUUCAUAUCUUCAUCUAUCUAUUCAUCUAUCUAUCUAUCUAUCCAUCUAUUUAUCUAUCUAUCUAUCUUAUCUAUCUACUAUCAGUAUGUUCAUAUCUACUAUUAUUCACAUUCACCUGUUUUCUCUUCAUCUAUCUAUCUAUCUAUCUAUCUAUCUAUCUAUCUAUCUAUCUAUCUAUCUAUCUACUUCAGUAUGUUCAUAUCUACCUGUUUUAGUAUGUCUAUAUCUAUCUAUCUAUCUAUCUAUCGAUUUUACUAUAUUCAUAUCUAUCUAUCUAUCUAUCUAUCUAUCUAUCUGAGUAUGUUUAUUAUCUAUCUAGCUAUCUUAGUAUGUUCAUAUUUAUCUAUCUUUUUUAGUAUGUUCAUGUCUAUCUAUUUAGCUCAGUCAGUUAUCUAUCUAUCUAUCUAUCUAUCUAUCUAUCUAUCUAUCUAUCUAUCUAUCUAUCUCAGUUUGUUCAUUUAUCUAUCUACCACAGUCUGUUCAUUAUCUAUCUUCCUCAGUCUGUCAUUAUCUAUCUCAGUAUGUUCAUUAUCUAUCCAUCUAUCUAUCUACUCACCCAAAAGUACAAAGGAAUACAGGUAG